UGUAUCCCCACCAUGGCUCGUGCCGUGGUGGUCAACGCUGCCCAGCUUGCCUCCUACUCCCAAUCCAAACAAUUUCUCCUUGACUCUGGGCAUUUCCGUGACGACAUCCUGUGCCACUUCUGCGCCAGCAUGAUCAGCGGGCUGGUGACCACAGCUGCCUCCAUGCCAGUCGACAUCGUCAAGACCCGGAUCCAGAACAUGAGGACAAUCGAUGGGAAACCAGAGUACCGCAACGGGCUGGAUGUGCUGCUGAAGGUCGUGCGGUACGAGGGGUUCUUCAGCCUCUGGAAGGGCUUCACCCCCUACUACGCUCGCCUGGGCCCCCACACCGUGCUCACCUUCAUCUUCCUCGAGCAGAUGAACAAGUGGUACCAGCGACUCUUCCUCAGCGCCUGA
Messenger RNA from Acanthisitta chloris (rifleman), 396 nucleotides. It is a transcript of the gene SLC25A11, whose product is annotated as solute carrier family 25 (mitochondrial carrier; oxoglutarate carrier), member 11. The record is from RefSeq and is a predicted model, not a curated record. Lineage: Eukaryota; Metazoa; Chordata; Aves; Passeriformes; Acanthisittidae. Gene Ontology annotation, molecular function: sulfate transmembrane transporter activity; antiporter activity; oxaloacetate transmembrane transporter activity. The annotation marks the transcript as partial. Gene Ontology annotation, biological process: malate transmembrane transport; succinate transmembrane transport; oxaloacetate transport. The transcript has 4 exons.